Messenger RNA from Thamnophis elegans (Western terrestrial garter snake), 513 nucleotides. Its product is annotated as transcription factor 15-like. Gene Ontology annotation, molecular function: protein dimerization activity; RNA polymerase II transcription regulatory region sequence-specific DNA binding; DNA-binding transcription factor activity, RNA polymerase II-specific. The transcript has 2 exons. Bases 1 to 513 code for a protein of 170 amino acids. Gene Ontology annotation, biological process: regulation of transcription by RNA polymerase II; developmental process. Lineage: Eukaryota; Metazoa; Chordata; Lepidosauria; Squamata; Natricidae. The record is from RefSeq and is a predicted model, not a curated record.
AUGAAGUCAAGCGGGGGUGCUGCAUCCGAUCUGGAGGAGCUGGAGAGUGGCAGCAGCGAGAGCAGCUCAGGCCGCUCCCUGCCCGGCACUGGGGCCCAAAGCAAACGCAAACGCAAGAGUCCUCGGCUGAGUGGUCACAACAAGCAGAGGCAGGCAGCCAACGCUCGGGAAAGGGACCGAACCCACAGCGUCAACACCGCUUUCAGCGCCCUCCGCACACUCAUCCCAACCGAGCCUGCAGACCGUAAGCUGUCCAAGAUCGAAACCCUGCGCCUGGCCUCGAGCUACAUCUCGCACCUGGCAAAUAUGCUGCUCCUACAGCAGCAGCAGCAGCAGCAGCAAUCCGGUGGGAACUUGACUGAGGAGGCCUUGCUUGUGAGGCAGCCCUGCCUGCAGUAUCAGCCUCUCCUGCAGGGAAGCCCUGCCUCAGGGAACCCAAGAUCCAUUUGCACCUUCUGCCUGAGCAACCAGAGGAGACUGCACAGAGAACGGGACAAACACCUGUCACUUUAA